This is a messenger RNA of Alexandromys fortis (reed vole), 559 nucleotides long. RefSeq names its product probable ribosome biogenesis protein RLP24. Lineage: Eukaryota; Metazoa; Chordata; Mammalia; Rodentia; Cricetidae. The transcript has a single exon. Gene Ontology annotation, biological process: ribosomal large subunit biogenesis. The record is from RefSeq and is a predicted model, not a curated record. Gene Ontology annotation, cellular component: nucleolus. Bases 40 to 522 code for a protein of 160 amino acids.
UGUUAUUUCUGUUCCGGGCCGAUCUACCCUGGCUAAGGCAUGAUGUUCGUCCGCAACGACUACAAGGUGUUCCGAUUUUGCAAAUCCAAGCGUCAUAGAAACUUCAAGAAGAAGCGGAAUCCAAGCAAGGUCAGGUGGACUAAAGCCUUCCGGAAGGCAGCCAGCAAGGAGCUCACGGUGGACAACUCAUUUGAAUUUCAAAAACGUAGAAACGAACCUGUGAAAUACCAGCGAGAACUCUGGAAUAAAACUAUUGAUGCAAUGAAGAGGGUUAAAGAGAUCAAACAGAAACGGCAGGCUAAGUUUAUAAGGAACAGGUUGAAGAAAAACAAAGAGCCACAGAAGGUUCAGGAUAUCAAAGAAGUCAAACAGAACAUCCAUCUUAUCCGGGCUCCUCUUGCAGGCAAAGGAAAGCAGCUGGAGGAAAAAAAUGGUACAGCAGUUACAGGAGGAUGUGGACAUGGAGGGCGCUUCCUAAUGGUGCCGCCUGCAGCCAGCCCAGUGCACACUGGAAACCAGUGAAGACUGUCGGUCCCUAAGUUCUUCAUUAGUUACAUAA